Nicrophorus vespilloides is the source of this 1717-nucleotide messenger RNA. RefSeq names its product splicing factor 3A subunit 3 (gene noi). Gene Ontology annotation, molecular function: zinc ion binding; RNA binding. Gene Ontology annotation, cellular component: nucleus; spliceosomal complex. Bases 176 to 1678 code for a protein of 500 amino acids. Gene Ontology annotation, biological process: mRNA splicing, via spliceosome. Lineage: Eukaryota; Metazoa; Arthropoda; Insecta; Coleoptera; Silphidae. The transcript has 4 exons. The record is from RefSeq and is a predicted model, not a curated record.
UUAAACUAAAGAUUACUUCUCGUAUAUUGUAUGUAAAUCAGCUUUUAUAAUGUUUCCAUCUAUGGGUUCGAUGAUGAAGUUGUUGAGAGAGAGAGUUUUGUCAGAUGGUGAUUGUAAACAAAACGUUCUGCAGUGUUUAUUAGUGUUUUAGCUUUCUAGUUGAUAUUAUUGGAGGAUGGAAACGAUUUUGGAGCAGCAGAGGCGGUAUCAUGAAGAGCGCGAGCGUCUGGUCGACGCUAUGGUCAAGGAAAUGCUGCACAAGAAAGUUACAUAUCGCGAAGGUAUUAACUCGGAUCAUCGACUCAAGUACUUGCUAGACAAAUAUAUAGAUGAUACUGAGAGACUCGUUGACUUGUACGAGGAUAAGGAUGGACAGAGGAAAUUGGAGGUUGCUUCACUCACCGGCCCCAAUGAAUUCAAUGAGUUUUACAAUCGUCUGAAGCAGAUCAAAGAUUUCUACAGGAGACAUCCGAAUGAGAUCAGUGUACCAAUGUCUGUGGAGUUCGAUGAGCUUGCAAAGGCCAGAGAAAAUCCCACAGAGGAAAUGUCAAAUUUGGUCGAGUUCUCUGAUGAGGAAGGUUAUGGAAAGUAUUUGGAUUUGCACGAGUGCUACGAGAAGUAUAUUAAUCUUAAAGGAAUUGAGAAAGUUGAUUAUAUCACUUAUUUGGGAAUGUUCGAUCAGCUUUACGAUAUACCGAAGGAGCGUAAAACCGGCGAAUACAGACGUUACUUGUUGAAUUUGAUAGAGUACUUGAGUUGGUUCGGGCAGCGGAUAAAACCGCUGAUGGAUUUGGAGUCGGAACUGAGGAAGGAGUCCGAAGCUGUGAUGCUGCAGUGGGAGUCUGGCACAGUUCCGGGUUGGCCGAAGGAGACUGGAUCCGCUUUGGCGAACGUCGGAGCCCAUCUGGAGCUUUCGGCUUUCUCGAGCUGGGAGGAACUGGCGUCGUUGGGUCUGGACAGGUUGAAGUCUGCGCUGAUGGCGUUGGGCUUGAAAUGCGGCGGCACUUUGGAGGAGAGAGCGCAGAGGUUGUUUUCCACGAAAGGAUUGACGUCGCUGGAUCCGUCGCUGCUGGCCAAAAAUAAAGCGGGGAAAGCGAGUAAAGAGAAGGAACAGCUGAGGCACAGGGAUUUGGCUUGUCUGGAAGCUCAAGUGUACAGAUUGGCUGAGUUGGUGUCUGCGCAAAGGGCUGCAACUAAGGAGAACGUGCAGAGGAAGCAGGCGCGUACCGACGGCGAAAGGGAUGACAGCGAGAACGAGGAGAGCGACGACGAGAGCAUCGACGACGACGCCGACGAUGUUCCGUACAAUCCAAAGAACCUGCCACUAGGUUGGGACGGCAAACCUAUCCCUUAUUGGCUGUACAAACUGCACGGCCUGAACAUCAGUUACAAUUGCGAAAUCUGCGGCAAUUACAUUUAUAAAGGGCCGAAGGCGUUCCAGAGGCAUUUCGCCGAGUGGCGACACGCCCACGGCAUGAGGUGUCUGGGCAUCCCGAAUACCGCCCACUUUGCCAACGUCACGCAAAUCGAGGAUGCACUCGCGCUCUGGGAAAAACUCAAAGUCCAGAAGCAGAGCGAAAGGUGGCAACCGGAAACUGAGGAAGAGUACGAGGAUUCGCAGGGCAACGUGGUCAAUCGAAAGACGUACGAGGAUCUUAAAAGACAAGGCCUUUUGUAAUUCAUAUUAUUUUUAUUUCAAUAAAAUUUACAUAAACUA